AUGUUUCCGUUAACAAGCAGUAUUACAAGUAUCAGGCAUCUUUGCAAUACAAAUUUUUUAAUAAAUUUUGAUAGUAAAAUAUAUGUAUAUCAACAUUAUCAACAUCCCCGAAGACGAUCCUCGACGACAGCGCUACUACGUGGAAAUGGAAUACCUUCACCAGAUCGGCACGCCAUCCCCGGAGGAAUAAUAAACCAAAAAUGUGCAUCAACGUUGCAUAUAAAACAUUUUAGUACGGAAAGUAAUAAAGAAUUGGAAAGAACAUUAAUAUAUACAGGAAAAUUAUCAAACAAAAUUCGUAAUAUUAAAAUUUUUUCUUUCGUAUCAUCGUUUGGAACCCUAUUGUUUCAACCUAUGCUAUAUAUGAGGGCUGUUGAACAAGAUGCUAUGUUAGGUUUUAUAGGAAUGUUUGGAAUUCUUGGCUUCUUUACGAUAGGCAAUCCAUUAUUAAUACAUUCGAUAGCAAGGAAAUAUGUAACAAGUUUAUAUUAUUAUCCUAAAGAAGACAAGUAUGUUGCUGAAAUCUAUUCUUUAUUUCUUCGCAAAAAAGAGAUUACCUUUACAGCAGAUGAGGUACAUGUACCUAAUGUAGAUGGUAUGUUCUCAAUUUGCUAUGUAAAAGGAUCUCCACUGUUUUUUAAUCAAGAUGAUUUUGAAGAUGUUACGCAUUAUAAUAACAUUAUGGGGCUUUAUAAACCAAUAGAUUUUAAAAUGAACAAUGUCAUGGAGCGAAUUAAAGCAAUCGAAGAGGACGAUAACCAUCUAGAAUUAAAAAAAAAAAAACAAUAAAGAUAA
Molecule: messenger RNA, 795 nt
Organism: Colletes gigas
Lineage: Eukaryota; Metazoa; Arthropoda; Insecta; Hymenoptera; Colletidae
Product: transmembrane protein 70 homolog, mitochondrial
Exons: 4
Coding region: 1-789 (262 amino acids)
Biological process (GO): mitochondrial proton-transporting ATP synthase complex assembly
Cellular component (GO): mitochondrial membrane
Source: RefSeq, a predicted model, not a curated record